UUAUUAUAAAAAUAAAGAUGAACAGACUUAUUGCUAUAGUUUUUGUUUUGGUACUUACCUCUACUGCUUUGGGAAUGAGAGAGCCACCUGUCAGGAAAUUGACAAAAGGUAAUGCUAUUGAACCAAUUGACUUCCAUGCUCCAUUUAAAUAUUCAUCAUGCUCAAAUGCCAUCUUUGAUCUUCUGAAUCAGUUUGCCUUACUUUAUGGAGAUAUAUAUGCAACUGACGGACUAAAUACUGAAUUUUACAGGCCAUUCCAGGUAGUCACCGUAAAGUUUAAAGCAUUUGCUGAUGCUUGUUUCUAAGCGACGAACUUAAGACAAAUUUACAAAAACUUAAAUACUUAUAACUCCUA
Molecule: messenger RNA, 355 nt
Organism: Moneuplotes crassus
Lineage: Eukaryota; Ciliophora; Spirotrichea; Euplotida; Euplotidae
Source: the annotation of a GenBank genome assembly